AUGACUGAAGUGAGGAGACUAGAGGAACAUGCAGGACCAGAGAAGAAGAACCUGAACAAGUGGGAAGAGGGUAGGACACAAAGAGACUGUGGAGAGCAGGAAAACUCAGAAGAGAAAGAAGAACAAAGAGACACGAGCCUGUUCUUAGUGGGUCCAGCCAGCACAGGGAAAGCCUCUUCAGGUCUGCAGGGCAUUGUUGCCAUGAGUCAUGCUGGUGAAAAUAGUCCCACUGCAUCAGAGCCCCCUUCUUCCCCCGCCUGUUCUCCCUCUUUUCUUCCCUCCCAGAGGUCACCUUCAGCAGGGAGGCAGUGUGCCCCCAGGACCAGAGACAUGGGGAAGGGGCGGAGCGUCACGCUUAGCCCCGUAAUGCCUGGCAGCCCCUCCGGCUGCUCGGCGCAGGCUGAACCCAGCCCAGAGGCUGCAGCGGGGGAAGCGAGGCAGUCCACGGCCGGCCGUCAGUGCUGCGCUGCUGUCCUGACGUGGGCUGUGGUGUUUCUGCAGCAUUCAGCAAUGGCCGAGAGCUCAGCUGCGGCUGCGGCACCGUCAGGGACAGCGGCACCAACCGUGCUAGAUGAGCUCCUGCAGAUCACAGCUCAAAGCCUGGUGCGCACCGAGGUGGCCGAGCACUAUGAGGUUAUUCGGGAGCUGGGCAGGGGCAAGUAUGGCCAUGUGAUGCUAGUGACCCACAGGCAGAGAGGGACUCCUAUGGCUCUCAAGCUGCUACCCAAAGCCAGUACCAAGCUGCACACCUUCCUGUAUGAGUAUUGCGUGGCGCUCUCCCUCGCCACCCACCCUGCCAUCAUCGGCAUGUUUGGAAUUGCCAUCGAGUCCAGCCAGUACUAUGGCUUCCUCUACGAACCAGCACUGCACAAAGAUCUCAUCUCUAUCAUCAAACCCCGGGACGGGAUCCCCGAGCCAGCCGCUAAGCAGUGUGCCAAGCAGCUCGUCAGCGCGCUGGAGUUCAUCCACAGCCGGGGGCUCGUGUACCGUGACGUCAAGCCUGAGAAUGUGCUGCUUUUCGAUCCCGAGUGUCGGCGCAUCAAGCUGACUGACUUCGGGCUUACGCGGCCCAAGGGUACCAAGCUCAAGCUGGUGGCCGGGGUAAUCCCCUACACCGCCCCCGAGCUGAGCAACACCGCUGAUACCCAGGGGGUGCCCAUUGACACCAGCUUGGACGCCUGGGCCUUCGGCGUGCUGCUGUUCUGCCUGCUGACUGGCUACUUCCCCUGGGAGCAGAGCCUGCCAGAUGACCCUUUCUUUGAGGACUUCAUGCUGUGGCAGGAGACAGGCCUGGAGGAGGACCUGCCCCACCACUGGAAACGCCUGACGGCCGAGGCUGCCCUCAUGCUGCGGAGCCUCCUGGCCCUAGAUCCUGCCAAGCGCGGCCCUGUCAGCGGGGCCCUGCGCUACGUUGAUUGCCCUUGGCGGCUGGAGGACGGGCGCAGUGAGGAGGCUGCCAUGAAGCCCUAG
Messenger RNA from Gymnogyps californianus (California condor), 1470 nucleotides. Its product is annotated as serine/threonine-protein kinase SBK2-like. Gene Ontology annotation, biological process: peptidyl-serine phosphorylation; peptidyl-threonine phosphorylation. Gene Ontology annotation, molecular function: ATP binding; protein serine/threonine kinase activity. NCBI's taxonomy places the organism in Eukaryota, Metazoa, Chordata, Aves, Accipitriformes, Cathartidae. The record is from RefSeq and is a predicted model, not a curated record.